AAUUUGAAUGUAUUUGUCUCAAGGCAACAUUGAUGAGGGGUUAUAAAAUUUUAAUUUCUAAAGCCCCAAAACAAGCUUUCAGAUUGUUUUUCAUAUUUUGAUUGAAACGCGAAAUUGGUCCCAGAAAUGUACUUCAUGCUAGUAUUUUCUUUGUCUUCAGACUUUAACAUGCCACAUGGUUUUGUAGUGUCUGUGUACCUCUAUACAGGCUGCAGGAUGGCUGUGUCACUGGUUCAGGGAGCUAGCAGAGGCCUGGGUCUACAGUUCUGUAAACACCUCCUGGCAUCCCCUUACAUGUCUGCAGUGAUAGCAACUUGUCGAUCUCCAGAGUCUGCCACAGAGCUACAGCAGUUGAAAUCUGACCACAGGAACAGUCUGAUAGUGGAAAAACUUGAUGUGAGAAAUGUGGAUGAUAUGAUGUCAGUUUCUGAAAAUGUCAGGAAUAAAUUUGGUGGUCUGGACUUGUUGAUAAACUCGGCAGGCAUUUUGCAUCCUGCUGGAAAAGGAGAGACAAGCUUGAAAGACGUGCUGUUUGAGGAUUUACAGCUUACAAUGGGAACAAAUGCUUUUGGGCCAUUACUAAUGGGCAAGUACUUCAGCACCUUGCUGCAGAAUGGCAGAGGUUUGAUUGGUCAUUCUGACAAGGGUCACAAGGGAGUGAUGGUGAACAUCUCAGCCAGAGUUGGCUCAAUUCAGGAUAAUGCUUUAGGAGGAUGGUACGGUUACAGACUGUCUAAAGCAGCCCUCAAUAUGGCCACAAAGACCUUGAGUAUUGAGCUAGGGCGUGGGCGAAAUAAGGUUAUUUGUGUUAGCCUACAUCCUGGCACUGUAAACACGGAGCUCUCCAGACGAUACCAUAAGGGGGUGCCCAAGGACAAACUCUUCUCAGCAGAACACUCUGUUGCCUUGUUGAUGGAUGUAAUUAAUACUUUACAAGUAAAGGAUUCUGGAAAAUUUUUUGAUUAUGCCAGGAAAGAAAUUCCAUUCUGAAUUCCAUAAAUUAAAAUCAUCGGUAAAUAAUUAGUUAGAUUUGAAGAAAUGUGUAAUUCCAUUCUCAGCACUGAUCUUGCUUUCUGCAUCUCUCUAUUUGUCUCACUUAUUCACAGAGAGGUUAUAUGUUUGUUUUCAUUGAAUUAAUUCUAAGUUGUCUUUCUGACUAAAUAUCUUGUACCAGUACACUUAAACCAUUGAAGGUCAUGUCAACAAGGUCUAUUAGUGGAAAGACCACUUCAAGUUGAAGAACACAAACAAUGAAUAACUCCUCAGCCGAUAAUUUAUCUUAAACUAACUUAUGUUUUGUGGAAUUUAUUUUACAAGCGUUAAAAGCUAGGGAUAGAUUCUUUGUGUGCAUGAGGGCACAUUUGACUAGUAAAUUUCUCAAGCAUUUCUUCUGUCACUGAAAAUGUAAGUAGAACAUGGCAUCAAAUAUUACAAGUAAGGGUUAUAAAAUUCUUAUUACAAAACUGAUACUCAUAUUUUUUAAAAAGAUUUCACUGUAAAUUGUAGAGAAAAUGCUUGAGAAGUUACUUAUUGUAUUUGAUUAGAUAUAUUUUACUACAAACAGAAAAAUGUAUAAUUAGGGCUAUAUAUUUCCAUGUUGCUUUAUUUCCUUUGUAAGAUUGGGCAUUAUUUAUCAUGUAUAUGUAAUUUGUUAUUGCAAACAUUGGCUCAAUCAUUCCAUUGAAACGUAUUUGAUUAAAGCUUGUUUUUUGCUGCCAUGUGUACAAUUUUGUAUUAAAUGGCGCAUUGUAUGAUUCUUGUUUUUGUUAAUAAAAUGUACCUAGCGAUGAAAAUGCAGC
Liolophura sinensis is the source of this 1799-nucleotide messenger RNA. Its product is annotated as C-signal-like. The transcript is spliced from 3 exons. NCBI's taxonomy places the organism in Eukaryota, Metazoa, Mollusca, Polyplacophora, Chitonida, Chitonidae. Gene Ontology annotation, molecular function: oxidoreductase activity. The record is from RefSeq and is a predicted model, not a curated record. Gene Ontology annotation, cellular component: cytoplasm. The coding region runs from base 127 to 990 and encodes 287 amino acids.